AUGGGAAUAACAUCAACACAAACCCAACUAGCAAUAAAUAAGUUAAAACAAAUCAAUCAAUCCCAAAAGGAAUUUCUUGAAAUAUCUUCUCAAGUGAUAGAACAAAUUGAAGAAAGUAUUUCUGAAAUGGUACAAUCAUACGAAGAGAAAUUAAAAUUCUUAGAACAUGAAAAUAAAGAAAUCAAACAACAACUUGAUGAUGAACGAAAUAAUAAUAAAAAGUUAUUAGAAUCUCAAAGUUUUUCUCUUGAGAAAAACAGUCAAGAAAAUGACACAAGUAAACAAGAAAUAAAUAACCAAAAUGUAGAAAUUAUUGAAUCAGAAAAAAAAGAUUGUACAAUACCUGUUGUUGUUGAGAAGAAACAAAAACAAAAUAAGAAAAAAGUAAAACCCCAACCAAGAAGACAAACAAAGAUUAAAAUUAUGACAACAAAUGAAAAGGCAAAGAGAGAACGGGCAAAAAUGAAAAUGUCAUCUGAUUCACAAAAGCAAAUACAUAAGGUUGUACCAAUUAAACAAGAAAUAAAAAAUGAUGUUGAAAUAAUCCCAACAACAGAAUUUAAAGAAUUAAUUCCAUCAAAUGAUAUAGAUAUUGAUAAAGAAAUCCCUGCUAUUGUAAAUGUUUUGAAACCUUCUUCAGAAAAAUUAUCAAUUAUGGAUUCUAUGAAUAACCUUAAAUUAAUGAUUAGUCAAAUGAAAUUAGAAAUGAAAGAUGAAUUUGAAGAAGGAAGUAAUGAUGAUGACUUUGACUCAUUUGAAUAA
Entamoeba histolytica HM-1:IMSS is the source of this 762-nucleotide messenger RNA. RefSeq lists its product as uncharacterized. Lineage: Eukaryota; Evosea; Mastigamoebida; Endamoebidae. The record is from RefSeq and is a predicted model, not a curated record. Bases 1 to 762 code for a protein of 253 amino acids. The transcript has a single exon.